CAAUUCCAAUUUCCACACGUAUUGAAUUUCGUCUUCUCUGAUCAAGUAGCCUGUGUUCCAAAGCUUGGAACUUGGAAAUUUGGUCAUCGACUAUAUUUUGCACUCUCUCACACGAGAAAGAGUAGGAAAGAAAAAUGUUUUUUGACGGAUAUGGGUAUCACGGGACAUCAUUCGAGCAGACAUUUCGGUGUUACUCUGCUUCUUUUAUAGAAAAGCCCCAAAUUGAAAGUGGUGAUAAAAUUAUAAUGCCUCCUUCUGCCCUUGACCGUCUAGUAUCACUACACAUUGAUUAUCCAAUGUUGUUUGAACUCAGAAAUGGUGUUUCUGAGCGGGUUUCUCAUUGUGGGGUUCUGGAGUUCAAUGCAGAUGAAGGCACUAUAUAUAUGCCAUACUGGAUGAUGCAGAAUAUGCUUUUGCAAGAGGGUGACACUGUAAGAGUGAAAAAUGUUUCACUUCCAAAGGGAACAUAUGUUAAAUUACAACCCCACACAAAGGACUUCUUGGAUAUUUCAAAUCCAAAAGCUAUCUUAGAGACCACUUUGAGAAAUUUCUCCUGCUUGAGCACCGGAGAUACUAUCAUGGUGGCAUACAAUAACACAAAAUAUUACUUAGAUAUUAUAGAAACAAAGCCCGCUAACGCAAUAAGCAUCAUCGAGACAGACUGUGAGGUGGACUUUGUUCUUCCCUUGGAUUACAAAGAACCUAAAAAACCCAUUGCACCUCUUGCUAAAGCUAAGUUCAACCCAUUUUCUGGAACUGGGAGACGCUUGGAUGGAAAACCAACUCCUCCUGUUUAUUCUUCAGGGCCUACUGACAAGGGACCCUAUGUUCCAAAUGUCAAUUCAUUGUCUUCUGCAGCAUCUAGUUCACCAAGUAGCGCUCGUCCAUCUCAGGGAAAAAUAGUAUUUGGAUCAGAUGUUUACCGUGCUAAAGAAAUGGGAAAAGAAAAAACUCAGUCAAAACAAGAGCCACCCCAUCAGAAACAAACAAAAUUUCAGCCUUUUAUUGGGAAGAAGUAUUCCCUAAAGGGUUGAUUGAUAUAAAAUCAAAUGCCCUGUACUUCUGUAGUAGUUUAUUAAGCUGGCCCCUGUAUAACUCAAAUAAUACAACAAAACUUAAGUAUUAUAUAUUUUUCUUCGGUAAUUAUAAGUUAAAGGGAAGGGGGCUCAACUCCAUUCAAAUAUCAGGGGGCAUACCAUAGAUAUUAGUCAACAGUGAUACUUGUAGUGUUAUGUAAUGUUUUUUAUAAUGAGUAGAUAGAACAGAAGAAUGCCUCAGCAAGAUAAGUACAUUGUCAGAUUUUUACCA
This is a messenger RNA of Gastrolobium bilobum, 1308 nucleotides long. RefSeq lists its product as uncharacterized. The coding region runs from base 135 to 1034 and encodes 299 amino acids. The transcript has 9 exons. Gene Ontology annotation, cellular component: VCP-NPL4-UFD1 AAA ATPase complex. Gene Ontology annotation, molecular function: polyubiquitin modification-dependent protein binding. Lineage: Eukaryota; Viridiplantae; Streptophyta; Magnoliopsida; Fabales; Fabaceae. The record is from RefSeq and is a predicted model, not a curated record.